GUUGCGAUGCAAUGUUUCGGAAACGUUGAUUUAACGAGGAUACUAUAUGGAUUAUUUGUAAACAAUUAGUGUUAGAAAAAUUGAGACAUUUUAUUUAAUUUUUUUUUCUUUUCGUUAACAGCAACAGUUUUAGCAUAAUACAAAUUAUUUAACAUAAGAGGACUUUAAUACACCGUAAAAAUGAGUAAGACGGCUACAUAUUAUGAUGUACUGGGCGUGAAGAAUAGAUGUACAGAAGAAGACUUGAAGAAGGUCUACAGGAAGCUCGCUUUGAAAUAUCAUCCCGACAAGAAUCCAAAUGGGAGUGAAAAAUUUAAGCAAAUAUCUGAAGCGUACGCGGUACUGUCGGACCCUAAGAAGAGACGUUUAUAUGACCAAACUUUCGCUAAACGUCAUUCGUUCACUCACCCGUGCAACGCAGAAUUUCCCAGCAAUAUUAUUACGAUGUUAUCAAUAUUGCUGAGACCCUACCAUCUUACAAUAUUACGGCGUUGCUUCAAGUUUCUGUACUCUACGAUUCUGUACUACUUUAUAGGUUAUUUCGGUACUCGCGACAAAGUUCGUAAAAAAGAGCGACGUUCCACACUGAACUGUGGUAUUGAAAACGUCUUAAAGGCGGCGAUAACAAUAUUAGCGUUAAUGGAUUAUGUAGUGAUCGAGAAUCUACGAAAAAUGAGGGAUACAAAGUGACUGUACAACUAUGGACCGCCAGGGGAGGAUCUCGAUUAACCACAUUGCAAUGGACUAACCACAAUCGGACGUGAUUUGGCGAUUUCCCAAUGUCGUUCGAUCGAUGCAACCUGUGGUCGAUCGAGUGACUCACUCGAUCGCUUUUCUCCGCCGGAAGUGUCUGUCAACAUCUGCAGCGCCACUAGUACCAAACACGACCGUUAUCUAAACUGUUAUCGCACUUUUCAUUCCUGUUUUAUCAUCGAAGUGAUGUUUGAUCGCGAUUGUAAAUUUGUAAGGAAAGAAAAAUAAUAAGAACAAGAUCAGCUGUAUGUAACAAAAAUGAUAUUAGUUGUGUAGUUUGUACGAUGUUGCU
Molecule: messenger RNA, 1045 nt
Organism: Dinoponera quadriceps
Lineage: Eukaryota; Metazoa; Arthropoda; Insecta; Hymenoptera; Formicidae
Product: chaperone protein DnaJ-like
Exons: 2
Coding region: 181-690 (169 amino acids)
Biological process (GO): cellular response to misfolded protein
Cellular component (GO): endoplasmic reticulum membrane
Molecular function (GO): Hsp70 protein binding
Source: RefSeq, a predicted model, not a curated record